CCGCGGAUCGCACUGGUAUUAUGGGAUGCGGGACGGGGGAGGAAUGGCGCUGGGCGCGUGAUUUUGAACAAACGCUCCGUGUCCCGGCGACCGCGGCUCAGUGAGAGGGCGGGGGAGCCGCCACCGCCACCAGGCCCGGCCCGGCCCGCAGCACCGCCAGCCUCCCCGCACAACAACGGUCUGCCCGUCAACGCCGAUUUUCAUUUUAACUGUACUUCACCGUACUUGUGCAUAUGACAGUAAAUUCAAGUUGACUUGAUCAAAACAUAAAGUGCUGGAGGAACUUGGUCGAUCAGCCAACUUCUGUGGAGGGAAAUGGACAGAUGACGUUUCAGAUCCAAAUAAUUGUUAUAAACAGAAGAAAUGUCAAUGUGGAAACAUUUGAUAAUAUCAACAUGUAACUACAGAAGAUAUUUGGAAACUGAGGAAUUCACUAACUUCUGAGGCUGCAAGUUCCACAUCUCAGUCCUAAAUAUCUUGUUCCGCAAUCUGAAUCUGUGACUCAUCAUUUUGGACGUCCCAGCCAGGGGAAUUUACCAAGUCUUUGCAAAGUAUCUGCAGUAUUAAGAUGGAGGUGGUAUCGGCUGAGGUGGUUAGUCUGCUUCCCGAGGAGAUAAUGGACACAACUGUUGUCGAUGAAGACACUAUUGAGGCUGUCACAAUAACAUCAGAGCAUGAGGAAUUAGUUCCCAUGGAAACUGAACUGGAGGAAAUUGUACAUCCAGAUGAAGGCAAGCACUCCCAGGUUCUGUCAAGCCUUGCAGACCACGUAACUGUGUUGACAAAUAGUAGUACUAUUUUAAGUGCACCAUUGAUAAAAAUGGAAGUAAAUCUUGACAGUUCAUCACAGCCUACAAGUAAAAUCAACCAUCCAAGUACAACUGGUGGAUCUUCGGCAGAAAAUCAAGUUGUUCUCAAAGCAGUAUCUGGAACUGUUGAUCAUCCUACUUUAAGCCAGGUUAUUAAAUCUGAGCCAAUAGAACAACAGUUUGUGGUGACCACUCUUGGAAAGCCCAGACAGUCCAUCGUACUUUCGUUGCCGUCAUGUCAGGUAGCCCACCUUCAACACACAUCACAAUUACAAGUCAUGGAUCCUCAAAUGCAGAAACAAAUCAAGGUGGUUACUAUUAGUGAAAGGUUUGAUGGAAAGACAGGAAUUGGAGCAUCAAAUACUUUGGGUCCUGGGAACUCAGUGUUAACGGCAUCAAUUCAGCCUGCUCAAACUCAGAUGAAAACUUUACAGAUCGCCAAGAAAUGCAUAUCCACUUCUUCUGCAACACCAAUGAUCACGAAAGUUAUCAUUGCCAAACCCAUCCAGAAGAAUAUUAUAACAGGUAGAGUUCUUUCUCAGAGUGCAAUCGGAACUGCCACAAAUACCAUUACUAUUUCUGAAAGUGGUGUUACUGGAACCAGCCUCAAUUCCUUAGCACAACAGACAGCCAACAAGAUAGCAAUCUCUCCACUGAAGUCUCCAAAUAAGACGAUGAAACCUGCUGUGCAGACACUAACUAUGGGAACAAUGAAUACCACCCAGUUCAAAACCAUCAUUCCUUUGGCAACAUCACCCAAUGUUCAGCAGAUUCAAGUACCAGGCAGCAAGUUUCAUUAUGUACGCCUGGUUCCUGCGUCAACAGCCAGUGGCUCCUCCCAGACAGUCAGCUCCAGUUCCAGCACCAACACACAGCCCUUAUCACAAGCUAAGACAGUUGUACUGAAUCCACAAGUUCGCAUGUCGAUUCCAAUUGCACCAGCUCAGAAUAUUAAAAAUGUAGUUCCCAAACCAAUUGUCGGCACUACACAAAUGGUUACCACCAGCCAGCCCCAACAGAGACUCAUCAUGCCUGCAACUGCAUUACCGCAGAUCCAACCAAAUUUAACAAACCUCCCACCGGGCACUGUUUUGGCACCAGCGCCUGGAUCUGGCAGCAUGGGAUAUGCAGUGGUCCCAGCUCAGUACGUUACACAGUUGCAACAGGCCUCCUAUGUUUCAAUAUCCAAUAAUAAUGGAUUUUCUGGAACAUCCAACAUUCAGACUCAAGCAAAGCUGCCAAUCAAUGGAUUAUCCACAUCAGAAUCAGGAUCUCGACCUAGGAAACCUUGCAACUGUACAAAGUCUCAGUGCCUCAAACUAUACUGUGAUUGCUUUGCAAAUGGAGAGUUUUGCAAUAGUUGCAAUUGUACCAACUGUUUUAACAAUCUGGAUCAUGAAGCUGAGCGGCUUAAAGCAAUUAAGGCAUGUCUCGAUAGAAAUCCAGAAGCAUUUAAGCCGAAGAUUGGAAAAGGUAAAGAAGGUGAAUCUGACAGACGACAUAGUAAAGGAUGCAACUGCAAGAGGUCAGGGUGCUUGAAAAAUUAUUGUGAAUGCUAUGAGGCAAAAAUCAUGUGUUCAUCAAUUUGUAAGUGCAUCGGCUGUAAAAACUUUGAGGAGAGUCCUGAACGGAAGACGCUAAUGCAUUUGGCAGAUGCUGCAGAAGUUCGUGUACAGCAACAAACUGCGGCAAAGACCAAGCUCUCGUCGCAGAUGUCUGAUCUACUCACCAGAACCACACCAGCUGUCACAAGCAGUGGGGGAAAGUUGCCUUUCACGUUUGUUACAAAGGAAGUAGCAGAAGCAACUUGUGAGUGUCUUCUUGCACAAGCUGAGGAAGGAGAGAAGAAUAGCCAAACAAAAGCUGUCACUGAACAUAUGAUUCUGGAAGAAUUUGGUCGUUGCUUAAUGCAGAUUAUAAACUCAGCGGGCAAAGCCAAAGGCGAUGCUUGUACUCUUAGCUGCUGAUCCAUGUGUGCUUCACUGUGGGAGCUGAACAGGAAGAAUCACUUGAAAAAAUUCUACGAUUUUAAAACAAAAAUGCUUAACAGUUUUGUGCUUGCCAUGUUUUACAGCUGUACGGUUAGCAAAGGCUUUCAAUAAGUCAGAUUAUUUCUUAGCAGAUUUUCUGCGAUUUGUCUGACUACGGUGCCUUUUUUAAACUUAAAUGCUUAGGAUACAAAGUAGAUUUUAUGAUGUAAAUCAGUGUGAAUAUGCAAAACUUAUGAAGGAGGCACAAUUUUGAUGCUUUUGGUGACAUUUUACAUAUUUUGCAUCCCUCUAUGCAAGGCUGCUUUCUUUGUUGAUCAUCUGUCAUCCAAAAUGUUAUGGUUUUGUUGACUAUUCUAAAUUCCAUCCCCCAGAAUGACUGUCUUUUAGCCACAGGUACAAACUGUUUUGGAAUUUGACAGUGGAGUACCUGCUGUUUAACAACCUCAGAAAUGACUUUCUACAAAGGAUCAAGUUUUUUGAUGCAAGGACUCUGUUUUAAAAAUGUUGGAACCUGAGGUUGGAAAUUAGAUUUUAAUUGGCUGAAAAGCUCAGCAUUAUGUAUGAUUUUGUUUUGACAAUGUAAAUGUACACACCCUUCCUUUCGGGAUACACCAAUGAUCGAGUCACCUGGUCUGGAGCACAGUAAAAAUCUGUGGACCUACAAGUACCAUUUGCUAGUAAUUGUGUUAAGUGGUGCUUUAUCACACGUGAUCAACUCGAAGAUGAGCCUUCUUCCUCUGUGGGAACUAGUAGUUAUCGGCUCGCUUGACCUAUUGAAACUUGAGCGUCUGAGUAACCAUAUCUAAAAGCUGCCAAUGGACAGGGCUAUAGAAUGGCACAAAAUAGUGUGGCAAGAAGGAAUUUCUGCUCCUCCCACUUAAAUUGCCUUUCUUUGACCUUUUUUGCCAUGACAAGCUUUCAUGCAGAAACGCAGCUGGUUUCCUGUCAAAAGAGUAGAUCAGAGUGAUGGUCUAGUUCAACAGCAUUGGCCAUGGCAUUGAAGUAAUCUUUCAACUAGGAAUGGCUUUCAGAAAAGGGAGAAAUAAAUGCAAUGUAGUCUGUUUUAUCUGUCAUACCUUGAGAGAAAUUAUUUGUCAAAUGUAGGUUAUCCAACAUUGUGGAAAAUAACACUUUUUUUAGGUAAGUAUGUUUUCCUUUCCAAAAAAGCAUAUUUGCACGUCCUUUUUAUGUUAGAUUCUUCAAAAACGUUGAAAAUUAGGAUAGGAAAUUUAAAAGGACCUGUUGACCUGAACAUAUUCAUUACAGUGACAAUGCAAAAUGCAAAAAUUCAAAACACUUUGUUUCUUAACCUCUAAAUACAGGCAAACAGACCAUAACCUUUUCUUAAUUUGACCAUUGAAACUCAGCAGUAUCCUGUUUCUUUAAAAAAAAAAUAAAGUACUUUCUAAAGUAUUGCUACAUGAUUUCUUUGUGAUAUGCAGCUACAGAAAGAUCUAUUGGAGGUGUUGCCUGUUUAAUGUCAAGAUUAAGCAGUCAGUUUAUCAAAACCAGUUCUCAGUGUCAUAAUCUUCACAAAAGCUUGUUAAUUACUGCUAUUUUCAUAUAACAAGGAAUAGUCUGUUAACAUGCAACAGAUAAAAAUGUUUUUAAAAAUGUAUUUUUACAGAAUGUUAGAACAGGGUAUUUGAUGCUAAUUAAAAAUCCAUACAUGCCUUAGAUUAAUUAUGACUUGAGUGAUGACGUAUAAAAUGUGUUUUAAUGGACAACGCUUCUCAAGCUUGUACUUUAUCAGGUUUUAAGUGGGGAUAUGCAUUGUCUUUCUCUGCUGUACCAGUGAUUGGCGUGCUCUACUAAUUUUGUAUAUACUGUUAAUUUAGUCACUGCAGCUGUAUUAUGUCUAUUUAAAUAUUGAACAUAAAAGACUUGGGCUAGCCAAAUGGCACUUGGAGUGAGUAUGUAGAUUGUGAAAAUUGUCUGGUUGUUUCUGUGGGUGUUUUGUUGCCAUUAAUUUGAAGAAGCAGGUUUCACAUUUUCCUGACUUUCUUAUGUAUUUUCCUGUACAGUUUCUUCUCAUUUAUCCGUAUUUCCUCAUUCUUUGUGUAAUACUAUUUUCCCCACCCCAAACAAAUACAACCCAGUAGGUUUUUAGCAACUGAAGUAUGCUUUAUUUACAUUACUUUCACCUUGUUUAAUAAUAUCUGGAUAAAUAGAUUUUAUAAUGAAAACUUUAAAGUCAUGGGUGCAAAUUUAUUUUAGUUGCGUUUUAAAAAAAUUCCUGUUGAAGUACUCAUGGCAGCCAGAUCAGAGAACAUAAGUAAUAGGAGCAGAAAACGCGGAGAAGUUCAGUUGGUCCGGCAGCAUCUGUGGAAAAAGAGAAUUGAUAUUUCAGAUCAAUGUUAUUUCAUCAGGAUGGAUGAAGGAAGUUCAUCAACCUAAAUCAUUAACUCUGUUUCUCCCUCUACAGGUACUGCCUGACCUUCUGAGUCCCUCCAACAUUUUCUAUUUUAUGACUGAUUUCCAGCAUCAGCUAUUAUUUUUUUUAAUUUUCAGUGAACAUUGGUGAUUGUAAAUAUAUUUUCAGUGCACUUCAUUUUUCAUAUUUGAAUAUUUCUGACAGUUGAUUUAGGAUGCCCAUGUAACAUUAAGAAGCAGUGCAUGUUUUUUUUUAACUACUUGUAGAGAUCCCAAUAAAUAUAACGUUCUCAAAGAUAAUUAUGCUACCAAUUUUACAGCAUUCUAAUUGUGACAAUAUUCAUAGUUAACUGGUUAUUUCUAACAUUACUAUCAAAUUCACAGCUUGAUGAAUCCCAUGUAGCUAGAUUUUAAAUGUGUUUAAAUAGAAUGGUUAAUUUUUUUUAAUAUAUCACCUUAUUGAUCAAUAAUCAACUUUAUACUAUUGAUGGCCUUUUUGUACAUAGGCAUUGAUUACAAGAGGAUAGAGAAUGAACCCAACGUGACUGCAGUUUGUCAAAUUCAGUUAUAAUACGUACAAGCUAAAAUGAUGUUAGCCCAAAAUGUUUUAAGAAAAUAGUCUUAUGGAGACCAAAAUUAUAUAUUUAAAUUUUUGUCGGAAGGUUGCUAUGUACUGGAGGUAUUAAUGUCUGAUACUCUGGAAUCUGGUGGCAUGGAUCCUUUACUGUCUGAUUUAAGUUUCAAUUACUCAAAUGCAUUGCUAUGGAGAAGAAAUGAAAAAACGCUAAUGAAAUCAUAACUCAUCUUCCCACUGUUCUUGGUUACCUCUUAGCAACUGGAUAACACAGAUAAGCAGUUGACUCUGAACCUUCACAUUUGCAGUCUGCUCACUCUAGUAAGAAAUUCUCACCUUCCUGAAAGUCAAACUGGAUAAGAUGUUUUGCAGUUUAGACUGCCGUUGUCUUUGGACUUUCUCUUUCUUUUUCUUCUUCUUCUUCUUGCGUAUGGCGUGCACAGCCUAAAGUUGUAGGACAACUUGUUCUAUUUGAUCUUAUUUGAUUGUGCAUGCCGGGUUGGUGGCAUUCGUCUAAACAGGUGGACCACGCGAAGGUUGCCAUCUUCCACCCCAACUUUCUCUUUCAGAUCACUGCACAUUAUUUCUUACCCAAGGGAGCAAGAAAAUGGCUGUAGUUGCAAGUUAGGAGAAGUUUUAUUCAAGUGGGUUUCUUUACUGUUUCUCUGUUAAAUCUUAAAACCCUUAUCCUAAGACUCAAAUUGUGUUAUUUAUUGUUAAAUAUUUGUACUUGUACUAUCUGAGUUUCUGUGAUUUAAACAUUUUAACCAUGAUGCCAAACCGUAUUGUUUUCAGCACUGUGACAUAACAUGCAAUCUUGUUGUAUUCUUGACCUCUGUCUUGUCCUCUCUUUGCCAGUGACUUUUGUCAGCAGCUUUGUCAAGAUUACAUAGAGGUCUACCAGAAUAUAUGUAGCAAAGGCUCAAGAUCAAAAUGGUGGGUUGAAAAUAGUCUCUUUUGGUCUCGUACAUGGUCUCUAAAGUAAAACUCGCUUCAAAAAUUAUUCAAAUGUUGUUGGUCCCAGGAUUUUUUACAUAAUAUAAUCCUUCUUGACCAUAUCAUUCUGUUGUCUUAUUUUACUUUCAUUAAUAUUAAUUAAGAAAUUCAGAUUUCUCUUUAAUCAUCCUAAACCGUCAUCAGGUUAUCAUCUCCUUUGAAGCAUUCCAGAUUUUAGAAAUCACAAUGACAGUGAUUGUUCCAUGUUGUUUAUUUUUCAGAGAUACAUUUUAAGAAAAAGUAUCAAUGUUGACUAAUGGACAAAUUUAUUGCCUGAAUAAAGCUUGUCAUCUUGAAAUUAUAGCCUUGCUAGUUGCAUUGUGAAAUUGAGUGUGAGAUAUUUGAGGGGUAAAAUAUAACAUUACGAUUUAAAAAUACAACAUUAUGUGAUAUGAAGUGAUACAGUGUAACUAAUUGGGUUUACCAGCUAUUUUAUUAAAUUUAUAUUUUGUUCAGGAAUAUAACAGCAAUUAGUCAAACUUAAUGUUUAUUUUUAAAGAUUGCAUAUAUAUGGCCAUUUCUGUUUCACACAAUUUGAGGCAGUUAGAAUUGGAUUAUGACAUUGCAGAGUAUAAAGUUCUAUAUUUCAUUGUGGUUAUCUCUCAUCACCUGGAUUUGAAGCUAUUCUGAGGUUGUGAUGCCAAGCUUUGUUUGUUGAACGUCCAAAACUAUUUAUAAACUGAAGUUGAGCUCUUUCUUUUAAUUAAGUUUUGUCAAAACAUUUAUACUUGCUCUCUGCUUGCAUUUAAUAUGCUAGUGCACUAGCAGCAGAGUACAAGCUUGCAUCGUUCUAUACAAUCACAUGGGGGGGGGGGGGGGGGGAUAGCAAUUAUUUCAUACCGUUAAAAGCAAAGAAAGAUAGCACAAUACUUUUUCAUUUGUUGCUUCUUAUGUGUGCAUUUUGAAUAAAUAAACAUUGGCUGAUAUCUGUAAUUUCAUUGUUUUUGUUGCCUCUAUCAUCCUGUCUUUAAAUUUAUAUAUUCUGUGCUUUACUGAAACUGAUGUAUGUAGAAUUGCUGUUGCUGCCCAAGAAAGUUUUACUGCUGCAAUGUUUCAUGACCUGGCAAUCAAUGUGAAACAGGUUCAACACUUUAAUUUUUAGAGAAAUCAGAUGUAAUUGCCUGAGCAUGGUAUACCUGAUUUAUCUUUAUCAUUUGCUCCUUCAGACAUUUAAAGGGAAUCUACACCACAUUAAACUGUACACAGACUGGCUACUUUUAAGGGAUCUGCAGCAUCUUCACUUUGCUACCAUGUGAUUUAAGUAUAAUUGACAUGUGGUUUUAAAGCAAUGCCCCCACAUGUCUUCUAUUCAAAGGACAUCAGCAUCUUAACAAUCGAGGACAAAAAUUAUGUUGCCGUGCUUUGAACAAAAUCAAACAUAAAUGUUUUUCAAGUUACUUGAUGAUUUCACACAAUAUUUUAAAUAUAAUUCGAAGGUGUUUGUGUUAAUAAGUUUUACCAGUACUUAUGUUGUAGCAUCAGUUUUUUUGGGUUGUACUUUAAUGCCAAUUUUUAUAUAUGGUAAAUAGCUGCAUUUAUAAUAAAUAUUAUCAUUGGCCACUUG
Messenger RNA from Amblyraja radiata (thorny skate), 8307 nucleotides. RefSeq names its product lin-54 DREAM MuvB core complex component (gene lin54). Lineage: Eukaryota; Metazoa; Chordata; Chondrichthyes; Rajiformes; Rajidae. The transcript is spliced from 16 exons. The record is from RefSeq and is a predicted model, not a curated record. Gene Ontology annotation, cellular component: nucleus. Gene Ontology annotation, biological process: regulation of DNA-templated transcription. The coding region runs from base 569 to 2776 and encodes 735 amino acids.